Messenger RNA from Procambarus clarkii (red swamp crayfish), 2332 nucleotides. RefSeq lists its product as uncharacterized. NCBI's taxonomy places the organism in Eukaryota, Metazoa, Arthropoda, Malacostraca, Decapoda, Cambaridae. The record is from RefSeq and is a predicted model, not a curated record. Gene Ontology annotation, molecular function: NADH pyrophosphatase activity; NAD binding; ADP-ribose diphosphatase activity.
AGCUGCCAGCUGACUGCCAGCUGCUAUGGCCGUCAGCUGAUCAGUGUGUCGUCUGCAUGUGGUCAACACGCAUCACCGGGAAGCUAAGUAGUAAACAUGGGACCAAGAUUAGGUUAAAAUUGAACUUCCAAUAGUGUUGAUUGAUUGAGGACAUAUUACCAUUUCCUAUCAAAGGCUUCAGCUGACUGCCACUACUAGUCGAGUUCUCAGUUACCAGUACAAAAAGGCUCCCUUGUACUGCAUCAUGGAGGCCCCAGUUCAAUUUAAGGGCAUCAGAGAUAGAUUCUCUGGUAUAACAGUAUCUUCCGUGGAAGAAUCAACAUCUAUACAAAAUUUAGAGGCAUCAUUACUAGCAUCUUUGAAUCACUGGAUAGAGGAAAAAAUCCGAGGAGUUUGGUUUAAGGUUGACCUUCAACACGCAGAAUGGGUACCUGUCUUGGCCAAACAUGACUUCACGUAUCACCAUGCCCAGUCACAGUUUGUGAUGAUGGUGAAGUGGUUAGCAGUCAGUGAACCAAACAAUAUACCCAGGUAUGCACAUAAUGUUGUAGGAGUUGGUGCCUUUGUAGUGAAUGAUCAGGACGAGUUACUAGUCGUUAAAGAGAGAUUCUACACGCGUCCAAAUUGGAAGCUACCCGGUGGAUAUGUUGAGCCAGGAGAGGAUCUAGGGGCAGCAGCAGUGAGAGAGGUGAAAGAAGAAACAGGUGUAGACGCAGAAUUUGUGUCAUUAGUGUCAUUUCGCCAUGUCCAUGGUGCAAGCUUCAACUGUUCAGACAUCUAUUUCAUUGUUCAUCUCCGUCCUGUUACUCAAAGAAUAACUAUGUGCCAGACGGAGCUAUCUGCAUGUGAAUGGAUGAAGCUUCAAGAGUAUAUUAAACAUCCAGAUGUUCACGAGACGAAUAGAUUCUUUGCUGAAUGCUUCCUUGAGACCCGUAGGAAUGGAGUUCGAGUAGAGGCAACAAAUAUCUUUAGUCCAGCAUUUAAGAAAAACCAAGUAAUAUACAACAUCACUUGUGAAAGAGAGACUAUACAUGAUAAAACUAAUUCCACGUCAGUAGAUACACAUCCUGUUUUAAAUGGUGAUGCAAAGCUCUAGUGUAUUCGGCUGGUAAGCUCUAAUUUUUAUAUUUGUUCAUUGUUUAUUUUAUUUUACACCUAGUCAAGUAUGUUUUCAUGUUACUGUAUAUACAAUGUUUUAACCUAAUGAUAAAUCUUUUUAUAUUUUAAUGUCUUGUUACUAUUAAGCAUUGGUUAGCUUUAACAUGGAGAACGUGUGUUAAGAUCCAAGGUGCAAACACUGUGAAAUAUGUCAAUUCAUCUCAUGUUUGUUUUGCGUGAUAGCACUGAGCAACUGUGUGCUGUGUUCAGUCUUUCCUCAGGGAAUACUAAAAUUGCUAUGUUCAGGCCCAUUUUGAUAAUUAUUUCUCUUGAGUAAAAUGAAGACUACUGGCAGCAAAUUAUGUACAGUAUGGUACUGUAAUUUGGUUGAAAGAUUUACCAGUUUACCAAUACUCAAAAACUUUCUGAACUUGUAUAAAAUGAUGUUAGUACAGUACCUUUCUACUGUAGAAAAAUUGUGGGUUCUAGAUGCAUUCUGAAAUAUUAGGCUGAACUCAGGGUGUGUUUUGUAAGGUAUUUUAGAAAUGUUACCAGACUUUAUGAAAUUAGUUUAUAAUAAUAAUUUAGCCUUUACACAAUUUUUUUAUACUGAGCAUUUUAUCUACAAUAACAGUAGGUAAGAAGUUUAAAGUCUUCAAACUUUGAAAGAUACAUGAAAGCCAUUAUUAAAACAUUUGAUUAAUAUAUAUUGCUUUAAUUAAAAUCUAUAACUUUAGGUUUAAAUAAAUUUAAUAUGUGCCAUAUCUACAAAUGUGCCCAUAAAUAAUUGUAUGUAAUAUUUGUCAGUUGCAGUGGGAUUCUUUUAAGUUCAAUAUGCUUAGUUUAUAAAACCACAAAAAUGUAAAAUACUGCACAGUAAUACCUCACCAUACUGUAAUAAAAUACAGGUCAAUGCACCAUAAGAAUUAUGAUCUAGUUAGUGUCUGAUGCAAUGAAUUAAGUGUUGAGAUAAACGUGGGAAAAUUUUGGUUUGUGGUGCACAUAAAUGUAAUAAAAAAACUAAUUUUAAAUAUUUAAAAGGUACUUUUUAUUAUACGAAUGUUGAUAUCAUAAUAGGGUAAGGAUACCACUAACAGCCUGUGCCUGUAUGUCAUUUCUUAGGGCAAGUGUUGUGCUAUUUAAAUAUGGGGCAGUUUUCUAUUAAAGUACAGUACAGGAUAAUUGAAAGUUAUAGCCUAUGUAUCAAGUAUAUUUUGCCAUUUCUUCUCCCCCC